AGACUGAACUGGAGUGGGGCGGUGGUGGUUGGCUGCUUGAGGACGGGUCCCUGGUCGUGCCUGUCAGAGAGGCUGGCGGCAGUGGCGGCUCUCCUGGCUGGGUUGUCAGUCAGUGAGAGGAGGGGGAAGAUGGCUCGCCGGGACCCGUUCUGCUAGGAAGAAGGGGAGCAGGUGGUGCUGCCACUCGGGAGGAAGCAGAGCAGCCGCCGUCGCUGUCGCUGAGAGUCUCACGAGUCGAGGUCCUGCAGGUGGAGCUCCGAUAGCCGCUCUGGUUGAAGGUUUAGAACAGAUGUGGAAAAAUGUUUACUUCAGAGAAAGGGGUUGUGGAGGAAUGGUUGUCAGAGUUUAAGACAUUACCAGAAACAUCUUUACCAAAUUAUGCCACAAAUUUGAAAGACAAGAGUUCUUUAGUUUCAUCUCUCUAUAAAGUUAUCCAAGAGCCACAAAGUGAGUUGCUAGAACCUGUCUGUCACCAGCUCUUUGAAUUCUAUCGCAGUGGAGAAGAGCAGUUGCUUCAAUUUACGCUGCAAUUUCUCCCAGAACUAAUUUGGUGCUACCUUGCCGUCUCAGCCAGCAGAAAUGUGCAUAGCAGUGGAUGCAUUGAAGCUCUUCUUCUAGGGGUUUACAAUUUGGAAAUAGUUGACAAACAGGGACAUACCAAAGUAUUGAGUUUUACGAUUCCAUCUUUAUCCAAACCAUCUGUAUACCAUGAACCUUCCAGCAUUGGGUCCAUGGCUCUGACCGAGAGUGCACUAUCCCAGCAUGGUUUGUCAAAAGUGGUAUACAGUGGACCUCAUCCUCAAAGGGAGAUGCUGACAGCACAGAAUAGGUUUGAAGUGUUGACAUUCCUUUUGUUGUGUUACAAUGCUGCCUUAACCUAUAUGCCCAGUGUUUCUCUUCAGUCACUGUGUCAAAUUUGUUCAAGAAUCUGUGUUUGUGGAUAUCCUCGACAACAUGUAAGAAAAUACAAAGGUAUAAGUAGCAGGAUACCAGUUUCUUCAGGAUUCAUGGUGCAAAUGUUAACAGGGAUUUAUUUUGCCUUUUAUAAUGGAGAAUGGGAUCUAGCUCAAAAAGCACUGGAUGAUAUUAUAUACAGAGCCCAGCUAGAAUUAUAUCCAGAGCCAUUGCUGGUUGCUAAUGCAAUAAAGGCUUCAUUGCCUCAUGGUCCCGUGAAAUCUAAUAAGGAAGGUACAAGGUGUAUUCAAGUUGAAAUCACACCAACUUCCUCUCGAAUAUCAAGAAAUGCAGUAACCAGCAUGUCAAUAAGGGGUCAUAGGUGGAAAAGACAUGAGCAACCUGACAACAAUAAUGAUGCUACUGAAUUGGGCAUCCUUGUCAUUCCUGAGAUUAGUGUCACAAAUGUGGCCGGAGAGAGAACCGGGAAUGGGGAAAAAGGCAGAACACUAGGAGAGAUUGAUGCUCAGCAUAUACAGGGUGUGCAGGAAACAGCCACAGAUCCUAGAACUGAGAGCAAAGGCUUGCCAGAGAUCAGGAGGCAAAAAUCUGUAAGAAAAAUGAUGGAGGAUGGAAUAAACUCACCUGGCAGAGUGCAGUUUUAGCAGAGCACUUUAUAGCUGCACUCCAAGGAAAUACAGAAUUAACAGGUCAAGAAGAACUGAUGGAGAUAUCUGAAGUUGACGAGGGAUUUUAUUCCAGGGCUGCGUCUAGUACCAGCCAGUCGGGUUUAUCAAACAGUAGUCACAAUUGUAGUAACAAGACAAGUAUAGGAAAGAACCACAGACGGUCAGGAGGAAGCAAAACUGGAGGAAAAGAAAAAGAAACUACAGGGGAAUCUUGCAAAGAUCACUUUGCUCGAAAACAAACUCAGAGAGCCCAAAGUGAGAAUCUUGAGCUUCUCUCUUUGAAGAGACUUACUUUAACAACCAGCCAAUCCCUACCUAAGCCUAGUAGCCAUGGUUUGGCUAAGACCGCAGCGACUGUAUUUAGUAAAUCCUUUGAACAAGUCAGUGGUGUCACAGUCCCACAUAACCCAUCAUCUGCUGUUGGUUGUGGGGCUGGGACAGAUGCCAAUAGGUUUUCCGCUUGUAGUCUCCAAGAAGAAAAGCUUAUUUACGUUUCAGAAAGAACUGAACUUCCAAUGAAGCAUCAAUCAGGUCAGCAGAGACCUCCUAGUAUUAGCAUUACUCUGUCCACAGAUUAAUUAGUAACAUAUUUUUCUCCCAUAACCCAGUGAACCUGGAAAUACAACUUUGCUUCUUUAUGAAAGUACCCUGGGUCUUUCAUCCAUAUUCUUGACAGGAGCCCUGAUGUCUUAAAUUCUGAAGGCUCCCCUGACUUUAUGAAGGGAAGAUUGUCUAGGUUGCAGUAAGUUGAAAUAUGGUUUUGUUAUUUCUUGAUUAAGAUUUUUUCCCAUUGGUUUGAGUCUUUUUUUUUUCCCUCCUCUUAUUUGUUAUUGUUGCCCUAAGAUUGUCAGUGACAAUAAAUUUUGACAGGUUGUCUAAUCAAGCUGGUUAUGUCUCAUGUGAGGUUGUAAGGUGGUUUUUCUUGUUUUGGUUUGGUUUGGUUUUUUAAUAGCUCCUAUUCUGGUGGCUGUGUGUUUGGCCUUCAGAGUCAAAGGGAGUCUCCAUGUAUGGGAACUGUUUUAUAGAGGAUGGGGCAGAGGCACAACUCCAGGAAUUCUCCAACUCCUGGUCAGGCAGCCAAUCUGAAAAACAGGCGUGUGGAAACACAAAAAUGAUGUGUAUGAAAAGCAGCUGAUGAAAAUAUUUGUAAGCAGAUCAUCUUUAUGAUUAGAACAAUUUGCUCAAAGUCCUGGAAAAUGCCUGGUAACCUAGUACCUAGAAUAUUAUAUGAUUCCAGGGGAUGGGUAGAGGCAUUUCUGUUGUUAUCUUUGAAACAUUUUUGUAUCAAAAAUCAGAUUGCUGGUAGGUGUGUUGUUUUGAAGUGUUUGAUCUGGAUUUAGCAGGUGAAGAUCCCUUUCAAUUAUUAAGGUAUAAUAGGCCGUAAAGCUGAUUUACCCUACUGCUGGACUUUGGAAAUCCUAGUUAGUUUGGACUCCUGUAAUUCAGAGCAUAUGUCAUUGGAAGACUUCCUGGAAAUCAGUGUAAAUCUUGCAACACAGCUCUCAAGAUGCCGCUGUAUAAUAUGGAAUUGUUUGUCUGCAAAUGCAUUUUUCAUCUAUAAAAUGUCAUGAAAGAAAAUAAAGAUAGUGAAAUAUGGACAAAGGACAUUUAUAUAUUAACUAAAGUUGUUUAUGUUUGUGUUCUUAAAUUUAAAAUACGAAAAAAAAAAUGUCUUUCUUGUUAGUGAACAGGCCUAUUUUAAAUAUCUUAGUAUGAUAUCAAAAGAAUAAUCGAUUUAGUUACCUCCCAACUAAAAAGUAAAAAUAAAAAAGACGAUAUGGCAGAAGUUGAAACAAACUUGUGUGUAUCUGUAUGUGACCUCUAGAUGGAAAUAAAAGUUUGGUGUUUGCUAGCGGUGGUCCUUUUGGCUAUGGUUGCGGUUCCCCUGUAAAGCAAGUGUACUUAAGUCAUCAUUCAGAGUGAGAGAGAGAAAGCAGGGCUGAGGCUGAGUCAGCUGACUGUUGAGGAAGGCCUAAGGAGCUGUCCAGUUCUUGGCUCUUUUUCACUGUGACUACACAGCGGUUUCCUUCUUCAUAGUCCCUCGCUGUAGUCACCAAGAGAGCAUGCUAGUGUUUUCCUCUUGUACCUGCUUAUGCAGAGCUCAGAUAUAUGAAAAAUUUGUAUGCUUUGAAGGCUGCCAAAGCAUUUAUACUCUGAACAUAGUUUUGACUGCAACUGCUUUGGCUACCAGUUUAAACCGAAUUCUUCAAAAAGCGUGAACUCGUUUUCAUUCAUUAGCCCUGUUUACAAUGUGGAUUUUGACAUAAAUGAAUUUGAUUUUUUUUUAGCUCCAGUAACAUAAUGGAAUAAGAUCUAUUGCCAUAAAUUGUAGUUAAGAACUGUAAGGCAAUCAGGCAGUGAAACUUGAUAUUGUAUUAACUUAAUAGGAACCCUGUGUACAAUUUAAAAUAUUUGUAAAAUGUCACUGUGAAUUUACAGGCGUCUUUUUGUCAUUCUUUAACAAUGAAUUUCCCCUGUGCAUAGUUAUUAAUGGUAUUGGUAUUAUUAAAAACUAAUUUGUAAGAUUGGCAUUUUAAGCAAGUUGAGGUGCUUAGGAAACAUUGUAGAAUAAGUUUGAGGAAAUGUUAGCUGACACAGCUGAGAGAUCAGAUUUUCAUGUUCUACCACUGUAAUGGAACCUCAUUUAGACCUCUCUAGACCUUUGCUAGCUGUGUGGUCUGUGGACCAGUAAGUAGGAUUGGUGUUAUCUGGUAUCUUGUUAAAAAUGCAGAAUUUCGUGCCACUCUAGGUCUACUAAAUUAGAAUUUGCAUUCUUAACAAGGUUCCCAAGUGAUUUUUAUGAGAAGAAAGUAAGAGUGCAAACAAAUUACUUGUCUAAUAUGUAGAAUUCCCAGUGGUCUCACAGCCCUAGAUCAAAUGUGUCAGACACCAGAUCAUUAUAAUCUUCAUUGGUUUUGACAGCUAAUUAAUUAGUUUAAUAAUAUUGACAUAUGGCUUCUUAAGUAUUUGAAUUCUAAAUUGCUAAUGAUCCUUAUUUUUGCAGUAAAAAAGUAACACUUUAUAUUUUUCUUGUUAACUAUAAAUUGAAUCAGAGCUGUAAAUGCCUGAAAUUUUAAGUAUGAAAAGGGGCGCCACCCUUUUAUAUACUGCACAACAAAUUUGCAUUUGUAUAUUCUCUUAAAAAAAUCUCUGAAGGCUUACUCAGUGAAAUGGUCCUGAUUUUUUGCUUCAAAUGAUUUGCACUAAUUGAUUUUCUGGAGAGUGGAGUUAUGCUAACAAGAAAAUUCUUUUAUAGUUCCUUUGAUACUAUUUCAAAUAAGGAUUACACAUUGAAAGUUUUUAUAGAAAUUAUGAAAAUUGGAUAAUCUUAACUAUGGUAACCAUUACUAUUAUCCAUACUACUUUCUCCCCACUUAACUUUCAAAUUUGAAAGUUGGGGUAGCUUUUGUAGGUCACUUUCUUAUAAAGAUGCUGAUGGUCACAGACCUCCUAAGUAUCCAGAAUAAUAUUUUUAUCAUGAGAAGGACUCCACACAAAACUGGGGUCUUGCACCCCAUAUUUCAGAGGAUCUGAACAGAAAUUGUGGCUUCAUUGCACAUUUUAAAUCUCUAUAGAUUCUUGAAAUCACCCAACCUCUCACAUUUGAAAACCCAACGGCCUGGAGUAUUCUGGUGGCACUGGAGCCAGCACUAGCUUUUUGGAAUCCAAGUGGGGAGAGAAACAAAGUAGACUUUUCAAGGGACUGUCCCAGACUACCCAGGGCAAAUGUCUUCCCUUCCCUUCCUGAAGCCACAGGAAAGCACCCUGGAGUCCUUUGUAUACCAUUAUGGAAAUUUUUAAGGCAAGCUCUCUAGACUUGAAGAGUUGGAAUUCUCAGCAUUUAAAUGAUGACUGAAGUUUGUUUUGAAAAAGCAAUAUUUCAUUGCCCUUUUCAAUUGUGAAGCAACUGCUCAGCAGAUAUUACUCAUUUUUUUAAAAAGUUGAAUUAAAGGGAAAUAUAUUUUUAAAACCAAAAUAGAUCAAAAUGAUCCCAGUUUUAAGGAAUUUUGCCUAUUUUGGAAGAAUAAAACUAAAAUGUUAAAACUUGAAUUAUGGAGAACAGAUGUACUCUGAGACAUAAUUUUAAACAAAUAUUUAAAAUAAGGCAGGUUAACAUUUGCGUUUAGGCACAAUAAAUCUAUAUUAAAGGGAAGCACAUCAAGGAAAUAUAUAUAUGUUGCAUAAUGUAACUGAAAAAUAUUUUUUAAAAACCACUUAAAAAGAAAAAUAAUUUGAUGGGUACUUUAAGCAUUGUAGAUAGAAAUUAAUGUAUAAUAGUGUCUUCCCAGUCUUUGUAUGAAAAAUUAAAAUUCUCUAGUCCUUUAAUGAGCAUGAAUUUAUACUUCUACAUUUGUUGCUUAGUAAAAUUGUACUCAGUACAUUGAGUUAUUCAGAUUUAUGUUUAAUAUUGUUAAAUUCUUCAUCAGAGAGCAUAAAUAUAUUGUCUUCUAUACUUUGUAACUUGUGCAUGUCUAAAGAAACUAACAAUGAACAUUUUGGGAGAUGUUUUUGUGUUUUUUUAUAGUAGAGUUUUAGAGUACAUUUGUCUUAAUAGGAAGUUUUUACCAUAAACCCAAGAUUUUAUUUCACGUAUUGUUGCUUUCUCUUAUAUGGAACUUAUUGUGUACCUCUUACCUUUAUUUCUAAUCAUUUAGUGAUACUAAUCUUUUCAUAGUAAAUAUAUUUGUUUCUAAUUGUAUUCCUAGAGCUUACAUUCCUAAAGAAUAAACUAUGACUUUGGAUAUUUUUAUGUGUUCCCUACCUUCUUAAGGCUAUGGAAAUAAACUGGAGUUUAGUUUUUUGAAUUUUUGUAUAUUUGUGUAAAUGUUCUCCAUAAGCAGUACUUUAUACAACAAGUGUUGCCUCUUGUUUUAUUGAAAUAAAACUGAA
This is a messenger RNA of Nomascus leucogenys (northern white-cheeked gibbon), 6473 nucleotides long. The record is from RefSeq and is a predicted model, not a curated record. NCBI's taxonomy places the organism in Eukaryota, Metazoa, Chordata, Mammalia, Primates, Hylobatidae.